AUGGACUGGGAGGGGCAAGAGCAGGAAGCGAGUGGACCGAAACAAACAAGGUGGUCUCAAUUAAAUCCCUAUUUUGAUUUGUCUAGUCCAAAUGGAACGCAUCAGACUCUCAAGGAAACAAUUUCUUUAGAAGAUAAUCAAUCCAGUUUUCAAUUACAACAAUUGUCAAAAAUAAUAUGCAGGGCAACCAGCACAUCAACCACAUUUUUAACUUUUCUGUUUAAUAAUAAAUGCAAACUGAAAAAAACAAUGUUUUUUCUCUUCUAUGUUUAUAAACUAAAGACACCGAUGCAUUGCAUUGCAGAUGGGAAUAUGCAAUUCAAAAUACAAUUAUUCUCUUGCAUUACCACUAUAUUUACAAUGAUCCAAGUUGUAUGA
Echinococcus granulosus is the source of this 378-nucleotide messenger RNA. RefSeq lists its product as hypothetical. Lineage: Eukaryota; Metazoa; Platyhelminthes; Cestoda; Cyclophyllidea; Taeniidae. The transcript has 3 exons. Bases 1 to 378 code for a protein of 125 amino acids. The record is from RefSeq and is a predicted model, not a curated record.